AUGUCACUGUCUCUCUAUCGACGUAUCCUGCGUGUAGCAAGAACAUGGGAAGGCGGCUUCGAGGAGCAAAUUUGGAUCCGCGAGGAGGCCAGGAGACGCUUUGAGGAGAACCGCACGUUGAAAGACCCCGUUGCAAUCGAAGACGCAGUGCGCCAAGGCCACAACCAAGUGGAUGUGGCGCUGCACUACAAAAUCUGCUACCCGCGCCCCGAGUACGUGGAUCCAGGCACUAUGGGAGGCGAGAGCAAUUUCCAUCGCCAAUCAUCACGAGCCAACACGAGAAUGGGACGCUUACACAAGAGCAGACUACAGAGUCGCUUUCGUUCAAGUAAAAAGGUAACUUGA
Molecule: messenger RNA, 345 nt
Organism: Phytophthora infestans T30-4
Lineage: Eukaryota; Oomycota; Peronosporomycetes; Peronosporales; Peronosporaceae
Exons: 3
Coding region: 1-345 (114 amino acids)
Cellular component (GO): mitochondrion
Source: RefSeq, a predicted model, not a curated record